AUGGAUCAUGUACAUAAGUUUAUCAAGAAACUCUCCGAUGCGCUGGCAAUAAUUGAAUCGACUAUUAUUGCCAAAAAGCGUUUCAAGGAGAUUGUAUCGAAAUAUCCAUCGUUGGGCUUAGCACCAGUUUAUAAAUGGGCUGGUAUUGGAGCUGUCUGUUAUAUACCUUCCAUUGUGAGGGAAACUCCAAUGAAUGAGUGGAAUAAAAAACAGCGUCAGCAGGUGUGUCAUUUGAAUUUGGAACUGGUACAGUCUUUGCGAUCCGUAGACACAGCAUUCUCUGCUGGCGAAAGUCCUGCUUAUAGUGUUUCAUGUGUUAAAUUCGGUAUGCUUUCUAAUGACAAAGAUCUCACUGAUCUAGUUCAUUUGGUAGCUGAGCGUGGAAGAGAAAUUGAACAGUCACAAAAGUACAUGGAAAGUUUGGCUGAAAUGAUACGUCAGGGAAUCGAGACAGCAAACAAAGAUUUGAAACGGGAGAAUGAUGAACGAUUUAUGCAAGAAGGUAUGAUGAGGCAAAUUCCGUUAAUGAGUUCAUUGGUUAACUGGUUCUCACCACUGGACAAGGGCUUGCAAGGCAUUAAGGGUCGUUCUUUCGACUUGAAAACUGGACAAAUUCAAUCAACGGAAGUUUAUUAUAAACACCGGCUUAUGAAUCGUUCAGAUGCUAUUUCUCAAAAUCCUCACAACCCGGUCGCGAAGACUUCCAUUGAGUCAACAAAAAAGCAAAGUGUUAAUUCCAGCAGGGAUACCAUUUAA
Messenger RNA from Brugia pahangi, 756 nucleotides. Lineage: Eukaryota; Metazoa; Nematoda; Chromadorea; Rhabditida; Onchocercidae. The record is from the annotation of a GenBank genome assembly.